AUGCUUUCAUUAGCAGCGAGUGCCACGCCCCUAGGGGUGUGGCAACUGCUGGCAACUGCAACUUCUACAUCUACACCUCAUCUUGGAUUUGGUCAUGUUAAGUCCCAGUCGUCGGAUCAACGGCAAGUGAUGUCAGUUGCACCGGGAUUUCGUGGCACCCAGCACAAAAAAUUUAAUUCUUCUAGUUCACGUCAACUAGCGAGGGGAGCAUUUGCUCGCCUGGUGUCACUUGGGUGCCAAUAUGUAUCAGAUAGCAAAAAUCUCAUUGCCAAACUUCAAAAUUCUAAUGUGUAG
Plasmopara halstedii is the source of this 294-nucleotide messenger RNA. RefSeq lists its product as uncharacterized. The record is from RefSeq and is a predicted model, not a curated record. Lineage: Eukaryota; Oomycota; Peronosporomycetes; Peronosporales; Peronosporaceae. Bases 1 to 294 code for a protein of 97 amino acids. The transcript has 2 exons.